UUGUCAAUAAGUACUAGUCCUUCCGCGAUUUGCGCCCCUCCUUGUUCUUGACCCUUGUUAUUGCGCGCUGGCCCUUCGAAUUCCGUUUGUGCUCGUUAUGCCAGACUCCUCAUAAUGCAUCUCCAAAAACGCGUCGAUGUAACGACAAUACCGCUUCCUAAAGUUGUGCCCACUAGUGGAGAUUUCGAUGGCAACGAUGGAAAAUGGUCUACUUUCCUCAUCAACGUCAACUCCGACAACCAAGGACUGAACGGGCAGGACUUCAAGGUCUUAGUGUCUACAUCAUCUGCGCUCACUCUUCUCCCUGCGCCAAACGAACAAUGCAACCCAGAUUGUGCGGCAAAACACGGCGUACUUACAUACAAUGGAAAGCAGGUCACGGGCGUGCAAGAAUCUGAAAAUUGGCAGGAUGCGGGAAUAUUAAGCAUUCCCCUUCCAUACUGGUACUCAAACGACUACACGGGUUACAACUCUACGCCGCGUGGAGUUUGGGGGACCACGAACGUUGGGCUUGGGCACAGCUCAGCGCAGAGCCUUGUCAAUCCAGGACUUUACGCUGUAAAGUACACAUCCAACGCCUUCUUUAUGGGCUCUUUUGGGCUUGCUGCAGGUGAGGUGGGCGGGCAAGGCGCAACCAAACCAACUUUCUUGUCGCAAUUCAAGGAUCUCCAAACUAUCGCGAGUCCUUCGUACGGCUACACGGCUGGUGCUUGGUAUCGUAACAACCGCAACGGUGUGCCUGGUAGCCUGGUUCUCGGUGGUUACGACAAAUCACGUAUGGCGCGUGAUGGCCUCUCACUACCAAUGCCGAACAACAAGAAUAACACACUUGUCGUCGGAGUCCCAUCAAUAUUGUACAGGCCAGAUCAAGACGUCGAGGCAAACCAAUACUCUUUCACAGCGAACACUACCGGCGGCUUCCGUGCCAACAUUGAUUCGACACUGCCUUAUCUGAUUCUCCCCGAUUGGAUCUGUGACGAGUUCCAAAAGAAGUUUCGCCUCACUUACGACAAUGAAACCAACUUCUACACUGUCAACUCUUCUGCGCACAACUGGAAUGCACAGCAAAAUGCUACAGUCACGUUCCAGCUCGCAGCGGGUCCCUUGAAUAGCGCUGAUCUCAUGAACAUACAGCUUCCGUACGACGCAUUUGAUCUACAACUCUCUGAAACUGGGGCCAAUGGUACGAACUAUUUCCCAAUCAAGAAAUCAAAGGACGGCGUAUACAUCUUGGGCCGCACCUUCCUUCAGGAAGCGUACAUCAUCGUCGACUAUGAACGAGCCAACUUCACGGUUGCUCCCGCUUCCAAUCCGAACUCUUUGCCGAAAGAGGACCUCAAGAUCAUUUACAAUACAACAUACCAUCCCGGAGCAGGGACACCGGAUUCGGACGGAGGACUGGCUCCUGGCGCCAUUGCUGGCACCGUGGUUGGAAUUGUCGUUGCUUUCGCAAUUGCUGGUAUCGUUGCCUUUUGCUGGUGGAGGAAACGGAAGAACAAGCGAGAAGUGGGGCAGAAGCACUAUGCAACUUCGCAGAUCGAUCCAACAUUGGCCGGUCAGGAGAUCAAACAUCGACGUGUGUCCGAACUCACUGGCUCCGACCUCCCAAGCUCUCCCAAAACCCCGCUCGCUGGCUACUACACGGCCGAUCAUAAGUCCGUCCCACCGAUUAGUGAAAUGUCCCCAGACAGCCCGCCAGUUGAGCUCUACAGCCCUCCACCAGAGAGCGCAAGCGACAUCGAUGGUGGUCGUGAUUACUUCACGGCUGGCAAGCCUCAUAGGAGAGGCGCACAAAGAGAUCGUGCUUCGUCAGGUCACAACACCCCUGGCACUCCCAUUGCUGAGCUACCUGGCGACGAUGCGCAAUUCCACACACCAGGCACACAGUUCGAUGCUGUGAGUCCACUGAACAGCCCGCUGCAUAGCCGUGGCCCCAGCGACACAUCUUUAUUAACGAACAUCGAUGAGAGGCUUGCAGACAACAAGAAAGACGCCACCAGGCCCGCACAGUCUGCAGAGACAGGUGCUGCCGUUGGAACUGUUGGUCCAAAGAACGAGGUGCAGGCCGAAACCACCACAGAGGCUGCUGCAGAACGACGCCCUUCACAUCAACGAGGACUCAGCGACACCACGAUCGCAAGCGACAGUACCGCCGUCUCUCAACCCACACCCGAAGAGCAAGAGCGUUGGGCCAGAGAGCCCAGGCGACCACUAUCCGAAUGAGGCAGAAAGAAAAUUAGUGUGAGACACCUUAGUGGCAUUAUCGUUCAUGUCUAUUAUCCAUUGCUCAUUUGCUGUCGGCACAUGUUGAACACUUGUUCCCCUCGGGGGCUUUUGCGCGAAUCAACAUUAUGAUUGAGUAUUUGAUACCCAAUAGUACGCUCUUUAGUACGAGAUGUAAUAUCACACAUUUUACUU
Messenger RNA from Macroventuria anomochaeta, 2418 nucleotides. RefSeq names its product acid protease. Gene Ontology annotation, biological process: proteolysis. The record is from RefSeq and is a predicted model, not a curated record. Gene Ontology annotation, molecular function: aspartic-type endopeptidase activity. Lineage: Eukaryota; Fungi; Ascomycota; Dothideomycetes; Pleosporales; Didymellaceae. The transcript has 2 exons. The coding region runs from base 115 to 2223 and encodes 702 amino acids.